GCUUUUCACGCUCCAUACACUGAAACAGGAAAGAAAGAUAACUUACUCUAUCACCGUCACCAUUUUUCACAUUUGCUUGCGGUUAUGAUUAGUUACCGCAGACACGAGACAUGUAAUGGUAACUCAAACAAACAGGCAUGAUCAUAAUGGAACUUAGCUCCUAGGAAUUGGUGUGAAGUAUACAAAUGGCAGACGGUCUUGAGGUGGAAGACCCGGAUAUAGUGUUCGCUCAACAUUUGAUAGAAUGUGAACUCUGCACCAACGCAGUAACUCUUUACUGCAGCAUUUGUGACGUCAAUCUCUGUGGAGACUGUAUAGGUCAUCAUAUAAACGCUAAGGCCGCACUUCCGCACAAUGUUGUGUCUUUCAAACUUCGAGCAUCAAAGACAAUUCUUCCACACUGUGCUAAUCAUGUCGUUGAGAAAUGCGAUUUGUUCUGCUCAAAAUGUGAUGUACCAAUUUGUGUUAACUGCAUAACUCUUCAACACAAAGCCCAUCCCGCUAUAAAACUGGAAGAUAAAUGCAAGCAAAAAAAGCUCGAAAUAGAGAAAGAAAGCGAAUAUUUUGAAAAGAAUACAUGCAAGAAUCUUGAAAAUGCUAUUGCUAAAUUGCAACAGAAACUGGAAGACGUUGAGAAAAAAUAUAAUGAAAUGCAAAAUGCAGUUGUUCAGAAAGGGAUUAUAUUACACAAUGAAGUUGACAGGACUGUGCAGAAGUUCUCUGAAGAAAUCAAUGACAUGAAAAAUCGUGAUGUUUUCCUAAUAGAGGAAAAAAUCCAGGAAAACAAAGGUCUCUUGAGAGCGUUGAAUGUUCAUUUGAAACAAAUUAAGAAACUUGCCAAUUCUUUCAUCCUCCAAGAUAUUCUUGAGUUUCAAAUAAGAAAUAAUGCUGAAAAAUGUAUUUCUUUUGAUUUUUCUCUGUCUAUGCCAUCAUUUGCUUCCACCAGAAUCAAAGAAAAUACGAUGUAUGGAACUUUCGGCAAUCUCAGUUCAAAGAUCACGCAAAAUCUGAAAGCGUUUGCUGCAAAACAAGAGAGAGUGCGAACUAUUUGCAGCAGGUCCGUCAUCUGCAAGUCCAUGGAAACCAAUUUUGAUGACAUUUGCAAUCUUGCCUGUAUGAAUAACAACACUCUGUGGAUAAAUUGUGACAACAAGACAAUGGUUUGUUUAAAAGAUACUGGUGUUGGUAUUAGAAAAGUUGACACUGAAUCAGGGCUACGACCUACGAACUUGGCCAUGACAAGACAAGGUGAUUUGAUUUACGCUGUAUAUGAUCCUCGUUAUAGCAGUGUUUCCAUGGUCACUGGGAGGAAAACCGAAAAGGUGAUCAAAUUUGUUGAUUGGAAGCCGGUAGGAGUAUGCUGCACAUUGGCAGACGAAUUCCUUGUCUCCAUGGAAAGCAACGAUGAAACCCAGGUCAAAAUUGCUCGCUUCUCGGGAUCGACAAUAACACAAGAGAUUCAAUACGACGACAAGCAUCGACCUCUCUAUGCCCCCGGAAAAUACUACAUUUUGUUGGAAGAAAAUAAAAAUCUGGAUGUCUGCGCAUCUGAUCCAAACAAAAACGAAGUCGUCGUCACAGAUAAAGAUGGAGUACUCCGAUGGAAAUACAAAGGAAAUUUGAAAAGUGGAAAGUUCGAAUCCUUCUCUCCGAGCUUUAUAAUAUCGGAUAGCCACUGUCAACUUCUGGUCAUGGACACGGAUAACAAUUGUGUCCACUUGCUGGAUAUGGACGGAAUUUUCAUAGGGUACAUCAUGCAUCCUAAAAUCCACGGGAUCGGCGCCAUGAGCUUGGACAGGAAUGGAAGACUUUGGAUAGCCAAUUAUAAAGGUGGACAGAUAAAUGUUUUCAAAUAUCUCCAAUAGAGACGUUAGAAUAAUACAUUUAUCAUGGACACAUCGAAUUCUAAUAAAGACCUUAAGCAUACUGCUUACAUGAUAGAUGUACAAUUAGCGUCCAUUGAUAAGGAUACUACCUGUUCCCCCGAAAUAUUGCCUCGGGGAUCAGUUCAUUCCCUUUAUUAUUUGUGAGGAUUCGCCAAUAGAAGACAAAAUGUCUAAAUCUUUACAAUUGUGAUAUUACUGUUGUAAUGAAUUAACAUGUCAGAUUCAUGGUUUUUUAAGCGAUCGUUUGUUCUUGUGUCUUUGAUUUAUCAGAGAAAUUCAUUGUCUGUGAACUUUCAAAUCUUUAUAGUAUAAUGUUUUAAAAUAUCAACUGUUCAGAUUAACUACACUAUGUGGGGAUCAGUUAAUUGAUAUAAUUUAUGAUUUAAUGUUACUUUGAUCCAUAGAAAAUUCAGCUAUCAAGAUCAUUUCAGAUAAUUUUCCUAUAUUUGCGAAUUAUGGCCCCAAAUCCUCUGAUGAAAUGUUUAAUGAAGCUUAUUAAAUAAAGUAUAUUAAAACUGACAA
Messenger RNA from Ostrea edulis (European flat oyster), 2408 nucleotides. RefSeq lists its product as uncharacterized. The record is from RefSeq and is a predicted model, not a curated record. Gene Ontology annotation, cellular component: nucleoplasm; chromatin. Lineage: Eukaryota; Metazoa; Mollusca; Bivalvia; Ostreida; Ostreidae. The coding region runs from base 186 to 1865 and encodes 559 amino acids. The transcript is spliced from 2 exons. Gene Ontology annotation, biological process: positive regulation of DNA-templated transcription. Gene Ontology annotation, molecular function: ubiquitin-protein transferase activity; zinc ion binding.